AUGCUACCCAUUGUCGAAAAAGAUCCAAAUAGUGUACGCAUUCAAUUGAAUAGAUUAGGCGACAGAGCUCUUCAUGUAGCAGCAGGUGCGGGGAGCACUGCUUUUGUUCAAGAGUUGGUUAAGCUUAUGAGCCCAGGAGAUGUGCUAAUACAUAACGAAGAUCAGAUGCUUCCAGUUCACUUGGCUGCUUUAUCUUUCCAUCACAGAAUAGUGCAACUUCUAUGUUCUGACCAUCUGCUUGACAAAAUGGCUUACAAGGAUAUUGAAAAACUCUUUUUUAUUACCAUUACCAACAACAUGUUUGAUGUGGCCAUUACACUAUUUGAAAAACGUCCACUUGAUUUGACCUUUGCAAGAGAUGAACAUCAGCUAACAUCAUUGCAUAUGCUGGCCCGAAAGUCUUAUGAAGUUCUAGGGAGAGAAAUACAGGGCGACAUUCAAACAGGAGGAUCAAUAGAAACGGGUAUGGAAUUGCUGUAUAGGAUAGUGGAUGAAGUUAAAAAACUGCAAAUCAAAGACAUGUUGGCGUUGACUACUCAACCCUCCGCAGUGUUGUUUGAUGCACUAGAAUCAAGAAACGGUGACUCAGUAAUACGGUGUUUUAUGGGUGGUUCUUCAUUACUCAUCACCUUUAAGGACUUUAAGGGACGAAACCUAAUGCACUUGUUUUUUCUAUAUCGACGUUUGGAAUUCUUUGAACAAUUCCAAAAUGAGAGAAAACAAUAUUUACUAAGAGAAGUGGACAAUGAAGGUAACAACGUUCUACACCUGGCUGCGCUUUUGGCCCCUGAAUUCAAAUCAUUCUCAGGUUUAAGUGCAAAAUUUCAAAUGGAAAAAGAACUGUCUUGGUUCAAGGAUGCAGAGAGAAUAGUUCCUGAUGAAUUAAGGAGUAUGAGAAACAAGAAGGAUAAGACACCAAUUGAUGUAUUUUAUGAUGAACACAACCAGUUAUCCAAAGGUAUCAAAGAAUCUGCGGUAGGAAUAACGAAUUCUGGGAUGAUUGUGGCAACGCUUGUUGCUACUGUAGCAUUUGCAGCUGCUCUCACUGUUCCAGGUGAAAAGAACAAUGCCUCGUUCAUAGUUUUCAUCUUCGCAAAUGCAAUCGCAUUGUUCACUUCUUCUGCGUCCAUACUCUCUUUCUUGACAAAUUUCAUUUCUUCAAGAUUCGCAAACACUAAAUUUGUUAUAUCACUACAUCCCAGCUUGCAUUAUGGCCUUCAGUUACUAAUGUUCUCCGUUGAGGCUAUGGCUUGUGCUUUCAUUGCAGCAUCCUUUCUGAUAUUUGAUCACAAAACAAAAUGGGUUCCUUAUGUAGUGAUUCCAAUGGCGUUUAUCCCAUUUCUUGUGUUUAUUUUCUGCCAAUCUAAGUUCUUGGACUCCUAUUGGUCUAAAUACUAUCGUCCUGAUCCCAAACUUGGGCACGAAACUUAAUAUUUACUCACCUACGUUAGCACAAU
Messenger RNA from Vigna radiata var. radiata (mung bean), 1457 nucleotides. Its product is annotated as ankyrin repeat-containing protein ITN1-like. Lineage: Eukaryota; Viridiplantae; Streptophyta; Magnoliopsida; Fabales; Fabaceae. The coding region runs from base 1 to 1431 and encodes 476 amino acids. The transcript is spliced from 4 exons. The record is from RefSeq and is a predicted model, not a curated record.